UUUAGGGCUCGCAAUGCUAGUCCUAAAAAACCUUUUUUGUAGUAGUGAGGACAUGGCCCUGAGCUUGUGCGAGCUCAAUUCUGAGAAAUGGGCCAUCAGUAGCAGUAAGGAUCCGCUGUUGCUGACACAUGCCGUGAAGCAACAAUUGUCCGGGGCCUCUCUGAUCGCGGAACGCUCGUUCCGGGAGGUGGGUGCAGUUCUGGUUCAGUUGGAGGAGAGCCAGGUGGCUCGCCAGGCCUUGGAGGCGGAGAAGCAGAAACUGACCCAACAGGUCGAGAGCACAAGGGGGGAGGCCUCGGAGAAGAUUGACCAGGCCCGGCGCACGGCUGAGGAAGAGGCGGACAAGAAAUAUCUUGCCAAAUACCGAGAGUACCGGGCCAGCGCAGAGACUGAGUUCAAACAGCGGUCGGAUGACUUGAAGGCCGAAAACUCCAAGCUCCGGGAAGAGCUAUCCCAAGCCAGGGUGGAGAAGGAUACCUUGGAAGCCCGCUUGCAAUCGAAAAAUGAUCUCCUCCUUAAGCGGCAAGAGGAAUAUGCCACUCUUCAGAACAAGCUGCACGAGGAGGAGCAACUUCAUAAGAGGAGUAGUGAUCUCGUGUCUAUGCUGGAGUUGGGGCUCGCCGAGAAGGAUAAAGAGAUCGGAGCCUUGCAAUUCACCGCCAGGGGGCAUGUGACCGAGAAGCAAUCCAUGCUGAACCAAAAUAAGGUGCAGCGCAAGGAGAUUGAUUCUCUUAAGGGAGAGCGGGAUGCAUCCAAGGCCGAGGUGGAAAAACUGAAAGCUCAAUUAGCUGUCGCGGAGGCAAAGCUGGCAACCUCCGAGGCGGAGCGCUUGAAGGAGAAGGAGGAUGCCGAGGUGGUACUGAACAGGACGAUUAAUAUAUCGUACGUGGUCGUCAUGCAUCAACUCUGGAAAAUGAACCCGGAGGUACUAGGCUAUCUGGGAGAGGAUGCCGACGCCAUGAGGGAGAAGCUACAAGUGUGGGAUCAAGGCCCAGAGGUGUACGUCCAAACUUACAACAUUGACGAACCUGCUGGAGCCCCUGAGGCAGGAGAUCCCGGAGAGGCAGGGACCUCUGAACCUGCCCGCGAUGACGUUCCGCCUUCCAAUGAGCCGACUCCGCCAGCCCCAGUUGAAACCGCUGACCUCGAGGCCUUGGACGCGGAUACUGCUACCACCCCCAAUGCUUGAAGGGGCCUUAUCUUUAAUUAUUUUUCAUUUGUGUUUUUCUUUGGGGCGAAGCUCCUUGUACUCUUUUCUCAUUGCAGACAUAUUUGCCAUAAUUAUAGCAUUCUCCUUUCUUUUCUGCCGA
Humulus lupulus (European hop) is the source of this 1310-nucleotide messenger RNA. RefSeq lists its product as uncharacterized. The transcript is spliced from 2 exons. The record is from RefSeq and is a predicted model, not a curated record. The coding region runs from base 14 to 1189 and encodes 391 amino acids. NCBI's taxonomy places the organism in Eukaryota, Viridiplantae, Streptophyta, Magnoliopsida, Rosales, Cannabaceae.